Molecule: messenger RNA, 4426 nt
Organism: Pogona vitticeps (central bearded dragon)
Lineage: Eukaryota; Metazoa; Chordata; Lepidosauria; Squamata; Agamidae
Source: RefSeq, a predicted model, not a curated record
AAAAUGUUCAGCUGUUGAUUGGCAGCUUUCUUCCUGUGAACUGCUGCCUGUGUCCUCGUGCUAGAAAACUAGAGUUCCAUGACCUACACGUGCUUUGGUGCUCUGCUUCCCAAGAGCAGUCAUGUAUUAGUUAUUUUCGACGAUUCGUCUUGUUCCAGAGGAGUUACUUCACUGGUAUUCUGGAAUACAAGGUGCUCAAUGAAUCGGGAGCCCCCAUGAAUGAAUCAGCCAGCUCUUGCCAACAGAUGGCCAAAAACUGCACCACACAUGUAGCAGGGAUGGCACAAGAGGACAGGGGUCAAGUGCCACCCACUUUCUAUCAUGGUGCCAGCCAGGAACUUGACUUGUCCACCAAAGUGUACAAAAGGGAGUCUGGCAGUCCUUACUCUGUACUGGUGGACCCAAAAACAAGUAAGCCACAUCUCCAUGAAAAAGAGGAGCAGCCAUAUUUCAGGGAGGACAGAACAGUAGGAGAGGUCCAAGCUGUGAAAGAAGACAGGGAGAACUCUGACGACUUGCAGGAGGAGGACGAGGAGGAAGAUGAAGUGACUUACAAAAGGGAGCAGAUAAUAGUAGAGGUAAACCUCAACAACCAAACAUUAAAUGUAUCAAAAGGGGAGAAGGGGGUCCCCUCCCAAUCCAAAGAAACUGCUGUUCUUAAGACCAGCAGUGAGGAAGAGGAGGGUGACAGUGGGGAGGAAGAGGCCACUGAAGACAGUAAUGAGGAGGAGGAGAAUGAGAGGCAGAAGAAAAAAGAGCAAAGAGAGGAGAAAGAUAGUGUUGCACAAAGGAGGACAAGGAGAGCUGCAUCUGCUGCAGCCACCACAACUUCCCCUACUUCCAGAACUACAAGGGGCCGUAGAAAGAGCAUUGAGCCCCCCAAGCGUAAGAAGAAAGCUGCAAAGGAGCCCAAGGCACCUGUGCAGAAAUCAAAGUGUGAAGAAAAGGAGACUUUGACCUGUGAGAAGUGCCCCAGAGUGUUUAACACACGCUGGUAUCUGGAGAAGCACAUGAACGUCACUCACAGGCGCAUGCAGAUCUGCGACAAGUGUGGGAAGAAAUUUGUGCUAGAAAGUGAGCUCUCCCUUCACCAGCAAACAGACUGUGAAAAAAUCAUUCAGUGUGUUUCCUGUAAUAAAUCAUUCAAGAAGCUAUGGUCCCUUCAUGAGCAUAUCAAGAUUGUCCAUGGAUAUGCAGAGAAAAAAUUCUCCUGUGAAAUAUGUGAGAAGAAGUUCUACACCAUGGCCCACGUGCGAAAGCACAUGGUUGCACAUACUAAGGACAUGCCAUUUACAUGUGAAACCUGUGGAAAAUCCUUCAAACGCAGUAUGUCACUGAAAGUUCAUUCCCUGCAGCAUUCUGGAGAAAAGCCUUUCCGGUGUGAGAACUGUGAUGAAAGGUUUCAGUACAAAUACCAGCUCCGUUCCCACAUGAGCAUCCACAUUGGACACAAGCAGUUUAUGUGCCAGUGGUGUGGUAAAGACUUCAACAUGAAACAGUACUUUGACGAGCACAUGAAAACCCACACUGGAGAAAAGCCUUUUAUCUGUGAAAUCUGUGGCAAGAGUUUCACCAGUCGCCCGAACAUGAAGAGACACCGCAGAACACACACAGGAGAGAAGCCAUAUCCAUGCGAUGUAUGCGGCCAGCGAUUCCGCUUUUCCAACAUGCUAAAGGCCCACAAGGAGAAGUGCUUCCGUGUUACCAGUCCUGUCAACGUGCCACCUGCUGUCCAGCUCCCACUUGCCACCACUUCUCCUGCUCCCACAGUACCUUCCAUUGUGAAUACUUCAAAUGCCCCUGCUCCUCCUCUGCCGGUCAAUAUGAACCCUGUGAGCACGCUUCCUCCCCGGCCCAUUGGCCAUCCGUAUUCUCACCUGCACCUCCAUUCAAACCAUCCACAUCACCUCCCUGUCCCUGUUCCCCCUGUCCCACAUUUACCUCCACCUCCUGCUCUGUUUAAGAGUGAGCCUUUAAAUCAUAGGGGCCAAGGUGAGGACAGCUUUCUGCGACACCUGGCAGAAAAGAACAGUUCUGUACAGCACCACUAACUUGUUUCUCUUCUGCCUGCUAUUCUCUUGGUCUUGUGAACAGGGAAGUGUGCUCUGCCUGCCCAUCAAGAAAUCUUAUGGCGUCCUUUGCAGCCCCAAGAGAAAGAAGUUUGCAUUAAUCUUAACUGUUCAGCAAAAGAGGUUAUCAGACCCAGCGAACUGAUAGGACUGAAGCCUCCUUGGCUUGCACGUUUUAUUGUUCACUUUUAUAGAUUUCAAAAUGACUGAGACUUGUGGAAUUUUUUAUAAUUUCAUAUCAGCUGAUGAGGUAUGCUUGCUUUUAUAUCCUGGACUUUCUCCUCAAAGAGGGGAGGGGCCUGGUUUCCUUUGUACUAAUCAGAAAGACUGUGAGACUAAAUCCCAGAGCAUUAAUUAUCACUGUGUACCAUUAAUUUCUUUUCAGCUUUUGUUUGUCUAUGUGUGUGUGUGAGUGUGUAUGCAGGUGUGUGUGGUUGGAUGAGUGUGCUGGAGUGAGCCAGCCACAUGAUUGCAGAAUAUGAUGCAUUAUAGCAAACAGUAAAAAAACAACUUAAUCUCAUUUGAGUAGUUCUCCUAACACACUCUUUAUUUUAAUACAGAAAAAAUUAUUUUAGAGUUUUUGUAUAGACCUAUUUAGUAGCCUGUUUCUAAAAUGAAAUGUAUUUCAAAUAAGCGGUGUAAUUUUUUUCAGUGUAGCUGGACCUAUGUUGUUAUAAUAGAUAAUUUUUUAUAAUCAUUCAAAUUGUGAUUCUUUAAGGAAAAAACAUGAAUAGUAAAAAAAAUUAAUCCUAUAUCUGUACAACUCUAAAAAGGUGCUUUGAAGGGGAGAGAAACAAAGUCAAGAAGUCUCUGGUAAGGCUGCCUCAGAAGUGGAGAUAAUUUCAGAAUUUUAUAUAACUUAUUUGUAGCGGGGCGGGGGACGUAACAGUGUCUUUCAGUGUCACUCGGGGGGUCAUUAGGUAAGUAACAUUAAACUGCUGUAUUUCCACAAACAGUUUUCACUUGGCUCUGCUGGGCUGAAGUGUGAAAUGUUUCAGAAAGUGUAUACUCUAGUGCAGUGGUUCCCAAUAUUCUGGGACUAAAAUUCCUAGAAGCCUUCACACUAAUUGUGCUGGCCAGGAUUUCUAGGAGAUGUAGUCCAAGAAUAUCUGAGUACCCAAGGUUGGGAAGCAUUUCUCUAGUGUAUGAAAAAUCUGGAAACUUGCAAGAGAGAGCAAGAGAGACCUAACCCCAAGUGGCAUAUUCAGAUUAAUAUGCUGUCAUUUCUUUGGCAUAUUCUAGGACCUAGAUCAUUAUAUAGAAGUGUGUAUAAGGUAUGAUUUAAUUUGGGAAUCAUAUUUGGUGCUGCUUGUUUUUCUUGAGUUCAUUGGGUAAUAAAUAGGGAAUCACAAAUAGGAUGUUGUUUGGCUGGAAUUAUAAAAAAUGAAAAUAAACCUGAAUGUGGGGGCUCUGGUGGGAAAAGUGUCAUGUUGCCUGAAAAAAUGUUUAUCUCAGAGCAUGUGCACACACUGAAGCUGUGUCCUGUAUAGAGAAUAAUCCUUAUAAUAUGGUAUUAGGAUAGCUUUCAGUUUGACUUCAGGUUUCACAGGUAAAUGGAAAAGAGAUGUUUGAAUGUUGAGCAAGUUAUUUGUUGUGUUUUCUCAGUCUCCAGUGGCACUAAGUUGUGGCGAACUAGUUAGAAUGCAGAGAGCUACAGUUCUUAUUCAGAAGUAAUUAAUGGAAAUUGAAAUACAGCACCGUUUAAGCAGCUGAAAAAGCUGUUGGCACCUUGAGGAGGAGGCAGAGAUAUCCUUAUGGUUAGCGAGAUUAAAUUUUCUUGAACUGAAUUCCACCACCCAAAGACCACCAUGCUUAUCUUUAGCAUGUCAUUCUCAUUUUAAAGGACUAAGUACAUGGUAUAUCUAUUUCAAGGAGGGAUAUUAUAUCAGAAAAAUGGAAAGCCCUCAUCAUUGAAACUCUGAGGUUGAUUAUAUGUCUAACAACAGUUAACGUUGCAAAAAAGUAGUUUUGAGCCUUUUUGAUAUCUGUUCAUAUGUGAAUGAAAACGUCUUUAACACCACUCUUUUUCUCUUUUUUUAAAAGGAUAAGUAUUUUAAAACAUAACAUUUAUCUGUUCCUUCUCUUUUGUAGGUAGUAAAGCUAGCUAUAAAAGUGAAUCAUUAAUGCUUAACGGUUCGCCAUCUUGUACUACUCUGGAUGGUUUCAUACAUUCCAUGUCAUGUUCUCAAACCCACAAUUUUGUGUAGACAUUCUGCAGGCCAACAAACUGGCUUGUUAAAAAUCUACUUUUAUAAAUUUAAAUAAGAAACAUCUUGGUAAACCAGUUGUAAUCCAGUUUUCGCAAAAAUGUUUUUUUCAAUAAAUUUACAGUAUUUGGCUGCUAUUUAUGAAUCCUA